CGCGCAUCCAGGUGGCCCGUGUAAUCACGCUCCAUUUGGCGCUGCAGAGUGGGACCGAGAGCGUCGACGGCAGCAGAUUACUCGGUAGUGAGGAAUGAGCGACUGCGCCGACGCGGGCUCGAGUACCUGCGCCCGCGCCUGCAUCCGCGAUGGCGCGCUCGAGGGCCUCCCCGACAGCGGCCCCGUGACAGUGAACCUCGCCCAAGCCAGCCUCGAGGGGCUGAGCGUCAACUUGCGCACGUCGGCGUGCGGCCACGAGGCCAUGACCGUCCUCUUAAACCUGAGCCGCAACAGCCUCCGUAGCAUCGACAACGUCCGGUUCCCGCUCGUCCUCGCCGACCUCGACGUCUCGCACAACCGCAUUGAAUCGGUCGGCAACCUCUCGGGCCUCUCGAGCCUCCACAACCUGCGACUGGCGUUCAACGACGUUGAGCGGCUGCCUGAGGCGACGACGCGCCUCCCCGUGUCUCUCUUGACGCUCGACCUCUCGCACAACCGCCUCGGGAACGACCUCGACGGCGUCGUCAUGCUGCCCAACGGGCUUCAGCUGCUCAACCUGAGCCACAACGCUAUCUCGUCCGUCGAAGGCCUCGACAUAGCCUACGGCACGGCCAUCGAUCUCUCGUUCAACAACCUCACGAGCGUCCGCAACGUGUCGUGGCCCGACGACAUCUCUGCGCUCUACUUGAUGGAGAACCCGCUCGACGAGUUCUACCCCAUGUUCUACAAGCCCCUCGACGUCCUGUGCUUUGGAAAGAACCCGCCGGCGCGCUUCUCGGCGACGCGGUCCCAGUUUGACCGGCUGCAGAAGUUUACCAAAAACGUCGGGUGCCCGCCCACGCCGCUGACAUCGCCGCCCGUUGACCCGUGCAGAAGCGGACCGUCGGCGACGCUCUGGGGCGUCUACACCGUGUGCCUCGUGCAGGACGACUGGCUCGACGCCAAAAUGGACGGCGACGCGACCCCGAUGCCGAUCUUUGUAGCGCCGUCCCACACGCUGCUGCAUGUCGCCAUCGCGCUCAUCGCGCUCACACUCGUGGGCCUCGUCCUUGGCGUCAUCUGGACCGUGCACCGGCGCCGGCGGUCGAUCAAGGAGACAAUGUGGCUGCACCCGGAGCGCGCCGAGACCAACUACAACGACAGCUCGGACUUUCACGAGCACGUACCCCACGACCUGCGCCUCGACACGCGCUACGCCCAGCAUGUGAUCCCGCACACCGACCUCUCGCUGCUGCAGGUCGUGGCCCACGGCGGCUUUGGCAUUGUGUACUUUGGCCACCUUAAGGUCAAUGGCGGCGUCCGGCCCGUGGCCGUCAAGCGCAUUUUGCCCGAGCGCUUCAAGCACGACAAGUACGCGGUCGAGGACUUCAUGGACGAGAUCCGGCUCUGUCUGCGGCUCCAGCACCCGCACAUCGUGCGCUGCCUCGGCUUUUCGUGCUCGAGCGUUCUCUCGACGCUGAGCUGCGUCUCAGAGUUCAUGCCCCACGGCGACCUCUGGACGCUCCUCGAGUUGGACCAGAAGACGCGGCUUCUCUCGUGGAACCUCUCGCCUGAGCCGAGCCGCGUGGUUGACGCGUCGCUGCCACUCUCCAAGCUCCGCGUGCUGCACGACGUCGUCUCGGCCAUGGUGUACGUGCACGGCCAAGACGUCAUCCACCGCGACCUCAAAGCCCGCAAUGUCCUCCUCAACGACGCCUUUGCUGCCAAAAUCACCGACUUUGGCACGUCCCGAAAGGCGACCGAGCACGAGACCAUGACCGCCGAGAUCGGCACGGUGGCUUGGAUCGCGCCCGAGGUCCUCAAGGGCGUCCGCUACUCGGCCAAGGCCGACGUCUACUCGCUCGGCGUCUUCCUCUCGGAGCUCGACACGCUCGAAAUACCGUACUCCAACAUGCCCCGGCUCGUACCCCGAACUGGCGUCAGCGUCGACGUGGCCAAGACGCGUAUCGCAAUGCUCGUCGUCGCUGGCGAGCUCACGCCCGUCUUCUCCGAGUGCUGCCCGCCAGCAAUACGCGACCUCGCCCGGCGCUGUCUCGCGUACGCGCCGGACGACCGGCCAAGCAUGGACGAGGUCCUGCAUUGGCUCGACCACGUCACGGCGAACGAUGUAGUGUAGGUAGAGGAUGAUGAUGAUACGUCCGAGUAUCGAUAUGUAAGCAGAUGUGUAAGCGGUGGCGUGUCGUAAGCGGGUGAUCACUCG
Molecule: messenger RNA, 2200 nt
Organism: Saprolegnia diclina VS20
Lineage: Eukaryota; Oomycota; Saprolegniomycetes; Saprolegniales; Saprolegniaceae
Product: TKL protein kinase
Exons: 7
Coding region: 95-2116 (673 amino acids)
Biological process (GO): protein phosphorylation
Molecular function (GO): ATP binding; protein kinase activity; protein binding
Source: RefSeq, a predicted model, not a curated record